UUAAACAACUGACUAUCAGACAGUUGUUCCAUUUUUUUUAAUAAUUUUAAUUGGUGCCUUUAAAUGAGGUUGUGAAGUGUAAAGUACCUAUUUAUUUUUUAUUGAUGGCCAGUAUUGAAAGUUUUGGCCAACACACAAACAACACUCAGACAUGACCAAGAAACAUAACAUAACGAAAUAUGUAGUUAAUAAAGUAACACAUGACAGCAAACGCGACGAUGAUUACGUUGUUAGAUCUAUGGGAGCUUUUGGUGUUUGGCAAGCGUUGAUAUGUCUUUUAGCGGCCGUAACUAGAGUUAUAGCUGGCUGGAAUAUUAUAACUAUAGUCUAUCUUACGCCUAAAACACAUUUCAUCUGUACAGAAUUUGAGAAUGGCGCAGAACCGUUAGAAGUUAUUAAUACGACAUGUUAUGAUGGUUGUCUGAAGUAUGAGUAUGAAAAUAUAAUAUUUGAAUCGACGCUCAUAUCUGAAUUCGAUUUGAUCUGUGACAGAGCAUGGUUGGCUAGUUUUACACAGUCGAUGCUGAUGUUCGGCUUGUUUCUUGGAGUCAAUUUCUUUGGAUGGGUUUCGGAUAGAUUUGGCCGGCGCAUGAGUCUGAUAUGCGGUGUAGCAAUACCAGUGAUGUUUUCUUUAGCAGCACCAUUUGCACCGAACUACUGGACAUUUUGCGUCAUACGUUUCUUCGUAGGACUGGGUUGCGGAGGCAUCUUCACCGUUUCUGUAGUAAUUAUAGUCGAAAUCAUAGGACCACAGUAUAGGGAAUUCGGAGGUGGAUUGGGAAUUGUAAUAGAUGGCAUUGGUCAGUCUACAGUGGUCAUAUUCGCAUACUAUGCAAGAACGUGGAGGAUGUUAAUGCUGUGUUUAGGAUCAACUUCAAUAUUGAUAUUGCUGAUGACUUUGUUCUUUUUGCCCGAGACACCGAGGUGGUUGAUGGCGAAUCAGCAAGGGGACAGGGCGGUGGAGUUGAUGAUAAAAGUCGCGAAAUUCAAUAACUUGCCCACAGAAAAUAUAAAAGAAAAUGUCGAAAAGUCGAUGAAAGAAAUUGAAGAGAAACAAAAAUAUCAGAAGGAAUCUCAUGGGUUUUUGGAUUUGUUCAAAACUAAAGAAUUGACAUUGGUCACAAUUUUUUCUACCAUAAUUUGGAGUGUUGCUGGUGUAUGCUUUUUUGGUAUCAACCAGUACGUGCCUCUGCUGGGUAGUAAUGUUCAUAUGACCGUAUUGGCUUCUGGAUUAGUUCAAAUACCAGCGGCACUAGUAGGGAUGGGCAGCAACAAAUGUUUCGGACGAAAGGGAUCUUCAUUUUUCUUUGUUCUACUAAUUGCUCUUGCAAUGGGAAUCCUAGCGUUUCUUCCGGAUGGCAACUGGGCGGCUGUGAUAGCUGUUACAGGAUUAUUCUCAGCUACAACACUAUUCUCGAUAUUGUAUGUUCAAAUUAAUGAGCUAUUCCCUACGGUUUUAAGGAACAUGGGGUUUGCAGUUAGUUCUGCUGGUGCUAAAUUAGGAGCCAUGAUAGCCCCGUUUAUUGUGAAUGUCAAACCCCACUGGGUAUCUUCAGUUAUAUUUUCUUUGUAUCCAUUAUUCUGUGCUGGAUUUAGUUUGCUUUUGCCCGAGACUAAGGGGUUGACGUUGAAAGAUACAAUUUUUUGA
Messenger RNA from Amyelois transitella, 1648 nucleotides. RefSeq names its product solute carrier family 22 member 15. Lineage: Eukaryota; Metazoa; Arthropoda; Insecta; Lepidoptera; Pyralidae. The record is from RefSeq and is a predicted model, not a curated record. The coding region runs from base 152 to 1648 and encodes 498 amino acids. Gene Ontology annotation, cellular component: membrane. Gene Ontology annotation, molecular function: transmembrane transporter activity. The transcript is spliced from 5 exons. Gene Ontology annotation, biological process: transmembrane transport.